AUGGCUGCCGAACCAGCCGCUGCGACGGCGACGACCAUGACGACGACGACAGCAACAACGACAACGACGGGAGAGAAGCCGUCGGUCUUGAUAAUAGGAGGGUUGGGCUACACCGGUCGAUACCUCACAAAGUACCUGCACGACAACAACCUCGCCUCGGAAAUCCGCAUCGUCGACAAACAGUUGCCAGAGCUCUCAUGGCUCGCUCCAGAAUUCAAGGAGGCAUGUUCAAGAGAGCGCUUCAUACAAGCAGACGCCGCGCAAGAAAGAUCCCUCCCUCGCAUAUUCGACCGUGAAAACGGCAAAGAGUUCGACUACGUCUUCAACUGCGGCGGCGAGACCCGCUUCUCGCAAGAGGAAAAAGUCUAUGAACUCCGCUCCCACGGCCUCUCCCUCGCAAUCGGCCGCGAAUCCGUCAAACGCAAGAUCAAAUGCUUCGUCGAGCUCUCCUCCGGCAUGGUCUAUAAACCCGAUCAAAUCCCUCGUAAAGAAACCGACAAGCUGAAACCGUGGAACAACAAGGCCAAGUGGAAGCUCAAGGCCGAGGAAGACUUGGCCAAGAUGGAAGGGCUUAAUCUGCUGAUAUUCAGAUUGCCAAAUGUAUACGGUCCCUAUACCAAGACCUUCUUGUCCACCAUGUUGUGCAUGGCGCGCGUCUAUCAGAGCAAGGGCAAGGAAUUGCGUUAUUUGUGGAAAGAGGAUCUAAGGACGAAUACGGUGCAUAUUGAAGAUGUGGUGAGAGCACUGUGGCAUGGUGCAAACUGGUACACCAAGGGUCCUCAGGCGAGGAGACCGGCGCCAACGUUCAAUCUAGUAGAUCAUGGAAACACUUCGCAGAGACACACAUCCAUCAUCAUGCAAGAAAUUUUCGGCAUUGGGACCGGCUUCCACGGCACGCUCAUCUCGGCCUUUGCACGGCUUAAUCUCGAUCACGUCGUGGAUGAGGUCAAUGACGAGACACUAGAUCCCUGGGCAGAAUUACAGCAAAAAGCUGGCAUUCAGCAAUCGACACCGCUAAGCCCGUUUAUGGAGAAGGAAUUACUGCGAGACAUGGAUCUGAGUUUGGAUGGCAGUGAAUUUGAAAAGCAGACGGGAUUCAAAUACAAGCACGAGAAAUUGACCAAAGAAGGCGUUGAGGAGGUCAUUGAGAGCUACAAGAGGAUGAAUUGGUGGCCGUGA
This is a messenger RNA of Plenodomus lingam JN3, 1179 nucleotides long. RefSeq lists its product as uncharacterized. The record is from RefSeq and is a predicted model, not a curated record. NCBI's taxonomy places the organism in Eukaryota, Fungi, Ascomycota, Dothideomycetes, Pleosporales, Leptosphaeriaceae.